Annulohypoxylon maeteangense is the source of this 1426-nucleotide messenger RNA. RefSeq names its product glutathione S-transferase protein-like protein. Lineage: Eukaryota; Fungi; Ascomycota; Sordariomycetes; Xylariales; Hypoxylaceae. Gene Ontology annotation, molecular function: glutathione transferase activity. The coding region runs from base 67 to 819 and encodes 250 amino acids. The transcript is spliced from 2 exons. The record is from RefSeq and is a predicted model, not a curated record. Gene Ontology annotation, biological process: glutathione metabolic process.
AAGCAUACCUAAUCAACACUUGAUAAAAUAUCACUGCGUAUCUAUCUCAACUUUCAUCAUAUCACAAUGACUGCUCCUUACGAACUUAUCUAUUAUACAGGCGUUCCGGGCCGUGGUGAACAUGUCCGGUUGAUCCUUGAGGAAGCCGGUGCUCCUUACCAAGACACUCAAUUUCUGACUUUUGAUGAAGCCCGUCAGCGCGUCACGACCUGGCUUGCUGGUGGCGGCCAUGGAAACCCGCGUUACUUCGCACCACCUCUCUUCAAGCAUGGAGACCUUGUCAUCUCCCAGACUCCCAAUAUCCUUCUGUACCUUGGCCCUAAGCUCGGGCUUGCUGGCUCUCAAGAUGAUGAUCUCUACCGAGUGAAUGCCCUUGCUCUCACCGCACUCGAUGGCUUAAGCAACGAGGUGCACGACUCCCACCACCCCAUCGCCGUCAUGCUACCUUGGGAAGACCAGAAAGAGGAAAGUAAAAGACGUAGUAAGGAAUGGGUCCAGAAUCGCCUACCUUCUCACCUCUCGUACUGGCAGAAGGUGUUAGAGAACGAGGAGCGGGGCCCGGGGCCAUGGCUAUUAGGGAACACAUUCACCUACGCCGAUUUGGUCCUAUUCCAGUGUCUUGAUGGUACGCACUACGCUUUCCCCAAGGCAAUGAAGCAGGCCAGAGAGACUGGGAAAUACGAUAGGGUAUUCAAGCUAUGGGAAGACGUCAAGGCUCGGCCCAACAUAGCCGCGUACCUUGCCAGUAACAGAAGACAGAAAUACCAAGACUGGGGCGUCUACCGGCACUACGAUGACAAUGACGUAGUUGCCGAGUAGCUUCUACCAGUAAAAAGGACGAGAGUUCAUACAUGCGGUUUAAAAAUGAAUAUGAGUGGUAGCUUGAUAGCAAUAAGUCUAAGGUAUCAGGGAUACCUAAUAUAUGAAGAAUCAUCGCGCUAUUUUGCAGGUUAUCUCCAACUUACACGAUGUAGAAAAUACUGGCUUCAAAACGCCAGCCUAACCUUCACAGCCCAUGCUAGAUGCCGUCAUUAGCCAUAGAACAGGGAUACAGGUAUCUUCUUCUACACUUUUGAUUAGACCUAGUAGCGCCACAAAUUUUAACGCGGGAGGCUGCAUAGAAUCGAAUACCGGAAAAGGACGUUUGUUCUGUGUGUGUUCGCUCCCACAUGGUAAACGACCAAGCCUGACAGCCUAGCCAGACCAUAAUUCGAAAGAAGGCUCCCAGUAUGGCUAAUCACAUCGACGCACUAUUCGGCACAUACCGCGUUCAAAUCGAUGGUACUCCCAUUUAGGUAGAAACCCCGAAAAAGCAAAAACCAAUAUAAUAACUCAGCACCUAUAGAGAAGUACCAUGCAGCAGGAUACCUCGCGCUGCUCGCGUUGACGCAGCCUCGCACAGAGCCUGCAUUUCAGCCCCCCGAAU